Messenger RNA from Papilio machaon (common yellow swallowtail), 1696 nucleotides. RefSeq lists its product as uncharacterized. The coding region runs from base 1 to 1695 and encodes 564 amino acids. Lineage: Eukaryota; Metazoa; Arthropoda; Insecta; Lepidoptera; Papilionidae. The transcript is spliced from 10 exons. The record is from RefSeq and is a predicted model, not a curated record. Gene Ontology annotation, molecular function: protein binding.
AUGGACAGGUGGAACCACAAUGUCUUCGACGAGCAGUGCCCGGUGCGACGGAGAUGGGACGCAAUUGCGCGGUCCGCAAUUGCUAAGGUGGUCCCGGGCACAAAAGGCAAGUGGAAGAGAUAUUGUGGUGCAGAAGCAGACAACGGGAUAAAUAAUAACUUUGAUACUAAUUCAUUAAAUAUGGCAAAACCAUUCGAAAUACCUCAAAAGCGAAAGCUACCAAAGUUAAUGGCAUGCAUGACAAAAAACAGUCUUGAAAAUAUGAGAAACAAAGCUUUGUUCAGCUUGGAUACACUUGAUGCAAAAGGAAUCCGUAGACAUAAACUACCUUUACACGAGUGCAUCGAAUUAGAAUUAAAAGAAGCUGGUUUUUUUGAAUCCUCCGAUUAUCUACAAGAUCUUAUUUAUGAUAAUAUUCAGAUUCUUGCAGAAGAUGAAAUUGGCAUAGUGGUUGAUAUUAGGAAAAGGGAGGACUUUUUGGAGCAUAUUUGUGCCGGUUUACAACGGGCCGAAAGGGAACGCGAUAGAGACAACAAAAAGAAAGAGUGCUUGGAGUUACUCAAGCUUGCUUUAUACUAUUCUGAGAAAGGAAAAGGGAUCUUGUGGUUGGCAGAGAAAUUUUUCCUAGCCGCAAUAGCAGUAGCGAGUCAUUAUUUACUGGAUGGUGGAAGACAGAAAGCUUGCUGUAAAUAUCACUACGCCUCAUUUUUGCUUAAUAAAUUUCCAGAUACAGAUGAUAUGGAAGAGGCGUAUGAAAUCUUUUCGGACGUACGUGAUAGUGCAAUAGGAAAGGAUUGGCCUCUGUUUGAGAAUGACAAUGAAAUCACGGAAGCACUUAGGGAUGCUCCGAAUUCUGUUUUUAUAGUGACAGUUUUGGAACUGCACAAAGUAUUAAUGAGUAAAGCAAGGGCUGUUCGAGCCAAAGAUCCGGCUAAAGCAGAAAGAUUGUCACGGUUGGCUGAACGAAGAGCUAAAGAUGCUGGAGAUGUCCCAAAAGCAGCAGAAGCGGUUAUUGAGAUAGGCAUCAGUCAGUUGGCAAUGAACAGUUUAAAUAAUGCUCUCAAAUCGUUUCAAAAAGCCUAUAAAAUAUACGAAGCUAAUAAUGAUGUUAAUGGUUUGUGUAUAUCGAAAAUGCACCUUGCUGCCGUGAGACAAAGAUUAGGCGAUCACGAAACUGCCGCCAAAUUACUCACUGAAAUGGGUGAGUUGGCCAUGCAGAAUGGAUUACGUAGACAUUUAGGUCGUGCUUUGCAUUUACUCGGUGAACUGCACUUGAAAAGAGAGAGACCUGAUCUAGGAACACAGCAUUUAGAAGAAGCGUUUAUGUGUUUUAUGGGAUAUAUUGUACAAAAAUAUGGUGUUAGUAAGCAAAAAAGCACAUUAUAUACCGAUCUAGAUACAAUAUAUAAGACUCAAAAACAGGAAGUUCUUGAUGAAGAUGCUGAACAGUCUAGAGUAAUGAUGGCAAUUUCAGCUGGUCAAGAACUUAUGGGGUCAUACUUCGCAAUAAUAGAAAAAGCAGCUUCGUGCACUGUUGCAAAAGUAAAAGUAAUUGAAUGGAAAUCAUCAAAGGCGUCGUGGUGGAUGGACCAGGAACAUCAUAAGUUCAUUCCAUGUCUAUGUCCAAGUCAUCAGCGAACACCAUUGGAUGUAUUGUGGUAUGUGUUUAUGAAUGCUUUACCGAUUAAUUAUUGAC